Exophiala viscosa is the source of this 2968-nucleotide messenger RNA. RefSeq names its product armadillo-type protein. NCBI's taxonomy places the organism in Eukaryota, Fungi, Ascomycota, Eurotiomycetes, Chaetothyriales, Herpotrichiellaceae. Gene Ontology annotation, biological process: actin cytoskeleton organization. The record is from RefSeq and is a predicted model, not a curated record. Gene Ontology annotation, molecular function: small GTPase binding; actin binding. The transcript has a single exon. The coding region runs from base 97 to 2673 and encodes 858 amino acids.
AUUCUGGCAACCGUGCUCUACAACUUUCAUACAUUGUACCAAUGAUAAGCUGUAUGUGAAUUAGGUACCGUGCUCAUAUAUGAUUUCUGUUCCGCCAUGGCACCAAGCGUCCAUCAGGUUGCCCAAAUCUUCGAGGACGCUGAAAGCGAACCUCAACAACGAGGCCGGCGCCUUAAUCACAAUCGUACACCUUCUGCGGGCGAGGCUCUGAAAGGCCGACGGAAAGAAACUUACAGUCCUACAAAGCUGUCGAAACAACCGGCACGCGAAACACUUGGUUCUGCAAGUCCCCUUGGUGAACGACACAUCAACAGCCCUCCCCCACCGAAGCGAGUACCUACCAAAACGGGUGAUGAGCCACUGCCACCUCAACGGCCUGCCCACAAGAAAACUGGAAGUUCGGUUUCGCUGAAAGGCUUUCUACGGGGUAGAGAGAGGAACGAAGGUGACAACAUUGCAUCAACAGAAGAACAAGUGGUAGAGAACAAGCCUAAGAAGGUCAAAUCUGCCACAAAUUUGACAGGUCUGCUGAAGCGCAAGUCCAAGAAAGACCUCAAAGAAGAAGCAAGAGACCGAGAGAAUACAGCACCUGCGCAACAAAGUCCAUUCGAACUUCCAACACCCAUUUGGGCUCAGUUCGCGACCCAGCCAGUUAAGGAUACAGACGGCACAAUGUUGUACCCGGUAGCAAAGAGAAGGACUGUUGAGGAGGAGAUCAGGCUGUACACACCCAAAGACUUCUCCGAAUUCCGGCCAGCAGAGCAGAGAAACUUCUACGGGUACGGUCCGGCUACUCCUUCAUCGCUCGAUCACAAACCGCCGCAGAGACCUUUCUUGGAGCACAAGUCUAGCAGGAGCUCUAUAUUCACAGAAGAACUGGAUGAUGAGCCCAAACCUGACCUCAAGCGGCCCAGGAGCCGAGAUCAAGAGAACAAGCGACCAGAGUCAUCCUCAUCCUCGGCUGCACGACCAGGACUCGAGAGCCGAUCCUCAGAAUUAUCUCAAUCAUCACAAUCACCAGACAAGAAGGCGAAGAGAGGCUCACGAGUGCUUGAAGCGAUCCAGAGUUUUAACAUGAGGUCUCCUCGCAAGGGUGGGGCGGGGGAUGUAAAGGCUACUGCGGCUACACCGGUCAGCCCUCAGGAGAUAGACACUGCAUUUGAAAAGGUGCUGGACUCACUGAAUAUACCCCUCAACAUGCGGGACAACAUGCGAAACCUGAAAUCAGACGUCAAAGCCGGUCUGAUGAAAGGAGAACGCGUCGGCAGCGGCUCGUCGACGAACUCGGCAGGUUGCGAUGCAAGUGACAUCCGCUCAUCGGCAAGAAGUCCUCAGAAGAAAGACAGCGAAAGCGGAGAGGCUAAAGAAGGCAAGAGAUCAAGCUCGCGUUCCAGACCUCGAAGCCGAAUCUUGACAUUCUCAAAGCGGGAAGACAGCCUAUCUGAAAAACCGGACAGACCGGGAUCAUCGUCAAGAUCUCGUAGUAAGAGCAGAAACAAGUCGGCUGACAUGACAAGCACCCGGCCAACAUCUUCACGCGCCAUGGCGUCAACUAUGUCACUCGCGUCUGUAAAUUCAGCUGAUAGUGCGACGACCCCAGGCGAUUUCAUCCACUACCUUCAAGAAGUCCAGAAGCCAGAGCUGGUCGAGGUUAGCAAGCUGCACAAGCUGAGGAUUCUGUUGAGGAACGAGUCAAUCAGCUGGACUGAUCAUUUCGUGACCAAAGGUGGAAUGGACGAGCUUGUCCAAUUGUAUUACCGCAUCACCAAGAUCGAAUGGCGCGAAGAGCAUGAAGAUAGCCUCCUGCACGAGACACUCUUGUGCUUGAAGGGGCUGUGUACAACUUCUCUUGCGCUUCAACGACUUCAACAAGUGGAAAAGGAAUUCUUCCCUGCGCUUCUGGGCAUGUUGUUUGACCCGGAGCGAAAAGGACCAGCAGAAUUCAGCACAAGAGCAGUGAUAGUCUCGCUUCUUUUUGCCCACCUUUCAGCUGCCAUUGAUGAGGACCAUGGGAAAUUGCAAGAGCGUGUUCAGACGGUCCUUGGAUUCCUCAAGGACCCAGCUCCAAAGGACGACAAACAGCCUCUGGAAUUUGUCUCACAAAUGCAUCUCCCUCGACCGUACCGCGUUUGGUGCAAAGAGGUUGUCAACGUGACCAAGGAAGUUUUCUGGAUAUUCCUGCAUCACCUCAAUGUCGUUCCUGUUGCCCAGGUUGACGAAAGUGUUGGGUAUCUGCGAGCACAUUAUCCAGCUCCUCGUCCACCUCAUCCGGCAGCUCCCUACGUAGGUGGAGUUGAAUGGGAAGCUACUCAGUACCUCGCCAUCCACUUGGACCUACUGAAUGGAAUCAUCGCAGCCCUACCGACAAGAGAAGCACGCAACACCCUGCGAGAAGACCUCAAGCAAUCUGGAUUCGAAAAGAUCAUGGGCGGUAGUUUGCGCACAUGCAAAGAGAAGUUCUACGGAGGUGUUCAUGAAGGGUUGAAAUGCUGGGUCUCGGCGGCCAAGGCAGAUGGCUGGUAUGUGGAGGAUGUCAGAGCCGGGCCACCACGCGAAGCAGCAAGUCCACGAAAGAGUCCGGUCAAGAAGAAGGGGGAUGCAGCUCCUCAGAUUGCUUUGGAUGUUGGCAUGCAGCAGGUGGAGAUGCCAAAGGUGGACGAUGUAUGGAUUUGAGAGUGGAAGCCUCUCCAAGUCUUCCCAACGGCAGGACUUAAGCGGCCAUGACUUGACGACGUGUGAUUUUCAUCGUUACACUGUGAAGGAGUAGGAUUGGAUUGUUGGUGGUGUUGUAGAGUGAGGGUUUCGUUAGCAGUAGGCGCAAAGUGGUCUAUGGCGAUGGAAUUGUUAAGAUCUCCAGCUUACCUGAUAAGUGAGGGUGUUUUUCCACGUGAUAAGGGUCGGAAACUGAUGUCACCAACCGCCGAUUACCAGCGAUUGGGGGGACCACCAACCAUACUCCGUACUGUGA